Messenger RNA from Physeter macrocephalus (sperm whale), 2061 nucleotides. It is a transcript of the gene COL25A1, whose product is annotated as collagen type XXV alpha 1 chain. The transcript is spliced from 38 exons. The coding region runs from base 1 to 2001 and encodes 666 amino acids. NCBI's taxonomy places the organism in Eukaryota, Metazoa, Chordata, Mammalia, Artiodactyla, Physeteridae. The record is from RefSeq and is a predicted model, not a curated record.
AUGCUGGUGAAGAAGCAAGCAGGGAAAGGAGGGGGGCGGGAGCCGGGCUCCGAGGACCGGAGCCCAGCCGGGCAGCGUUGUGCCCGGACCGUGUCCCCGUGCGCCGCCCUGGCCGCCCUCCUGUCAGUAGUGGCCGUGAUGUCUUGUCUGUACCUGGGGGUGAAAACCAACGACCUCCAGGCGAGGAUCGCCGCCCUCGAAUCCGCCAAAGGAGACCCUUCCAUCCGUCUGCUGCCUGAUUGUCUGGAUCAGCUCAAAGCAAUGGUGCAAGAGAAAGUGGAGCGACUUCUGGCUCAGAAAUCCUAUGAACAUAUGGCUAAAAUAAGAAUUGCAAGAGAAGCACCUUCAGAGUGUAACUGCCCAGCAGGCCCUCCGGGGAAACGAGGUAAAAGGGGCCGAAGAGGAGAAUCUGGUCCUCCUGGUCAGCCUGGUCCUGAGGGCCCUCCUGGUCCAAAAGGUGAUAAGGGAGAACAGGGCGAUCAGGGGCCUCGGAUGGUGUUUCCUAAAAUCAAUCAUGGGUUUCUCUCUGCUGAUCAGCAGCUCAUUAAACGCCGCCUGAUUAAGGGUGACCAAGGACAGGCUGGGCCUCCAGGCCCUCCAGGCCCUCCAGGCCCACGAGGGCCUCCUGGGGACACAGGGAAAGAUGGCCCCCGCGGAAUGCCAGGAGUGCCUGGUGAACCAGGGAAACCAGGAGAACAAGGUUUGAUGGGUCCUCUGGGGCCUCCAGGACAAAAGGGUUCUGUUGGAGCACCUGGAAUUCCAGGGAUGAAUGGGCAAAAGGGUGAACCCGGGUUGCCUGGAGCAGUAGGACAGAAUGGAAUACCAGGGCCAAAGGGAGAACCUGGAGAACGAGGAGAAAAGGGAGAUGCUGGAGAGAAUGGCCCCAAAGGUGAUACAGGGGAAAAGGGUGACCCUGGAUCGUCCGCUGCAGGAAUUAAGGGAGAGCCCGGAGAAUCUGGUCGUCCAGGACAAAAGGGUGAACCAGGGCUUCCUGGGCUUCCUGGACUUCCGGGGAUAAAGGGAGAACCAGGUUUCAUUGGUCCUCAAGGAGAACCAGGCUUACCAGGGUUACCAGGAACAAAGGGCGACCGUGGGGACACAGGGCAUCCUGGAAGAGGGGAUCGAGGGGAGCCUGGAGCCCCUGGACCAAAGGGGAAACAAGGUGAAUCAGGAACUAGAGGCCCAAAGGGGUCAAAGGGUGACCAUGGAGACAAAGGAGACUCUGGAGCCCUGGGACCAAGGGGUCCACCUGGUCAAAAGGGAGAUCAAGGAGCCACCGAGAUCAUAGACUACAACGGCAACCUCCACGAAGCCUUGCAGAGGAUUACCACCUUAACAGUCACGGGUCCCCCUGGACCACCUGGACCUCAAGGACUACAAGGGCCAAAGGGAGAGCCAGGAUCUCCAGGAGUCCCAGGAGUUGAUGGAGAGCAGGGACUCAAAGGUUCAAAGGGAGACAUGGGGGACCCAGGUAUGCCAGGUGAAAAAGGAGGAAUUGGACUUCCUGGAUUACCGGGUGCCAAUGGAAUGAAAGGAGAAAAAGGAGACUCGGGAUUGCCAGGUCCUCAGGGUCCUUCCAUCAUAGGCCCACCAGGCCCACCAGGUCCCCAUGGCCCACCAGGCCCCAUGGGACCCCAUGGACUUCCUGGACCAAAGGGAGCAUCUGGCUUAGACGGAAAGCCAGGAUCCCGGGGUACAGAUGGCCCUAUGGGACCCCAUGGCCCUGCAGGUCCCAAAGGAGAAAGAGGUGAAAAAGGAGCAAUGGGAGAGCCGGGACCCCGAGGGCCGUAUGGUCUUCCCGGGAAAGAUGGAGAGCCUGGUCUUGAUGGUUUCCCUGGUCCACGAGGCGAGAAGGGUGAUCUAGGAGAAAAGGGGGAAAAGGGAUUCCGUGGCGUUAAGGGGGAAAAAGGGGAGCCAGGCCAGCCUGGCCUGGAUGGGCUGGAUGCCCCUUGCCAAUUGGGACCAGAUGGAUUACCCAUGCCUGGCUGUUGGCAAAAGUGAUGAAUCUAACCUUCCGAGCAUGAAGUUGUGUAUAUAAUGGUCCACUUUUUAUAUUUAUAG